AUGUCCACCACCCCCGAGAACGAGGCCACGCGCGCGGAGGAGCGGUCGCGCUGCUGGACCACCAACGUCGAAGAGAACGCUGCGGAUGAAUCGGAGCACCAGCACAGCGGAGGAGGAUUCUUGUCCGGAUUAUCCGGCAUCACUGUCACGACCGAAAUUUCUAUCCAACCCCACGAGGAGAACACAGAAACGAUGACUACGACAACAGCAACAACAAACUCCGAGACUGGCCCGAGGAGUGACGACAAGAAGACAGAAGACAGCCAUUAG
Colletotrichum gloeosporioides is the source of this 270-nucleotide messenger RNA. RefSeq lists its product as uncharacterized. The coding region runs from base 1 to 270 and encodes 89 amino acids. The record is from RefSeq and is a predicted model, not a curated record. Lineage: Eukaryota; Fungi; Ascomycota; Sordariomycetes; Glomerellales; Glomerellaceae. The transcript is spliced from 2 exons.